This is a messenger RNA of Caenorhabditis elegans, 2483 nucleotides long. It is a transcript of the gene dim-1, whose product is annotated as Disorganized muscle protein 1. Gene Ontology annotation, biological process: cell adhesion. Gene Ontology annotation, cellular component: cytoplasm. The transcript is spliced from 12 exons. The record is from RefSeq and is marked reviewed. The coding region runs from base 9 to 1931 and encodes 640 amino acids. NCBI's taxonomy places the organism in Eukaryota, Metazoa, Nematoda, Chromadorea, Rhabditida, Rhabditidae.
CCAUAAGAAUGGCAUCGUUAGCACCAUUCUUUAAAAUUUCCGACUCCAUCUUGGCUGAUGAAAGUUUCGACGAUCUGGAAAUCAAUAAUCAUUUUAAAUGCACUAGCAAAGAUCUAAAUGAAUACCCAAGAACUUCAACCCCAUUGCCUGGAGAGAUAACAUCAAUUUACAGCUUACCCAGAUCAUAUAAUAAUCAAAACCUUUGUACAAGAAGUAAACCAACAACAUUCAUUUCACAAAAUCAACAAAAAGGAAUGACGGAAAAACCGAAGCAUUCUGAAUAUUUUUUAAGACUGAUGAAAACACGCCAAGAAAUGCAGAAAAAAUUAACUGCGAAAAAUGGUUCAAACAAAAGUGUGCAGCAAUAUUUGAGAAAGUUACCGCCCAGUACGAGCAAAGAAGUGACGAUAAUACCAGUGAAAAUGAAACCUGAUGACAAUUCAGUUUAUAUUUCUAAAGAAUUAAGUGACAGGACUGACACAAAACUACCGAAAGUUUCAACAAAAGAGGUAGAAAAAUUUGGAGAGCAGUCAGAUGAUGAAGAGAGGCAUGAGAGGUCUCAUAUCGCAUCGGAUUUUAAUCAGAAGACCCCGCAAUCAACGCAUGCAACGAGUAACCAUAGGAAGAGAAUUUUCAUAGGGAGGACAGGUGCUAAGCAACAGCAUGUUAGUAAAAAAGCCACAGAGAGUGAAUUACCUUAUAAUAUCGACGUGUCAACCUCCAACACGACAAAUGCAACCGAGGCUCUCAAACUGUUAAAAAGGCCACUUCUGUUACCAAGUAAGGAUCCACGAUCGUCAAAAAUGCCCCGUUUAGAUCUCAAUCAACAUCAAUUCCGCUGCAAACAGUACAUAGUCCAUUCACAAUUUACAUGUACUCAAAUUGAGAAAACAUUUAAGUGCAGAGUUGGAACAUCGACAGAGAGUGAAGACCUUGAUGAUUACUAUUUUGAUGCCAUGCCAGACGGAAAGGCCCCACACUUCCCACAACAACCAGUGGCUCGCCAAAACGACGAUGGCUCAUUGGAGCUCGAAUGUUUCGUUGAUGCCAACCCAACCCCACAAGUGAAGUGGUAUUACGAUAACAAGGAGGUCGAAAACUCUGGACGCUUCAGUGCCAACCUUGCCAACAAGGGAAGCGACAGCUACUCAGCCAUCCUCACAAUCAAGGAGCUUGCUGAUGCUGACGCCGGAGCAUACAGAUGCGCCAUUGUCAACCCACACGGAAAAGGAAAUGCUAACUUCAACCUGAAGCUUACCGGAUUCUCUUCCCCAACAUUUGUUGAGAAGCCACAAAUCUCAUCCAGAGACGACGGACAAGUUAUGGUUAUGGAAUUCCGUGCCAAGUCCAUUCUUGAGCCAACUUUUGUGUGGCAAAAGCUUGUUGGUGGAGGAGCUGAAGAGAUCAUUGCCAACUCUGACAGAAUCAAGGCUGUGAAGAAGCUCGAGGCCGGAAACGUCUACUAUUCCGCUCUCGAAAUCAAGGAGCCAACCAAGGACAAGGACGCCGGACAGUUCAUCUGCACCGUCAAGAACGAGUCUGGAAAGCUCACCGCCACGUUCACCGUCAAGUUCGAGGUGCCAGAGGGAGCCCCAUCUUUCACCAGAAAACCACAAAUCCUCCAACAAACAUCGGCCGGAGGAGAGCCAGCAAUUUGCUUUGACAUUGGAUACUCAGCCAGAAUGAACCCACAAGUCACCUGGAUUUCACCAAAGUCCAAGAAGAUGAAGGAGUCCUCUCGUAUCAAGUUCAAGACCAACGACGAAGGAAAUGGCAACUUCACUGCUCAAUUGGAGCUUACAAACUACAAGGCAAAGGAUUCGGGUACCUACACUUGCAACAUCAAGAACGACGCUGGAGAAGCAAAUGUUGAGCUGACGUUGAACAUUGAGGGACCACUUGAUGACUACGCUGAUGAUAGCGAGAACUAAACGUUUUCCAAUUGUUACAUGACAUCAUUUGCCUUUUGAAUAUCUUUCCCAUUGCCAUACCAUUGUGUAACCAUACCCUCUUUUUAUAUUCAUUUUUGAAUUUAUUUCCAUCCAAAACAAAACACCGAUUCUUUUCCGUUCGUAUUUUCUUUCCCCUCCCAUCGCCCGCACGUCAUCCGAUCCCUUUCACAAUUAUAUGUUUUCUCUUUGAAAAUUUUUAUUGUCAUGGUUCUUUCAAGAAUAUAAAAAUCUGCACACCUACUUAUUUCCCAAGAAUCGGUGCUGCAAAAUGCCACGGACUGAUAAUUAUGAUCUGCUUCCGAAUGCAACUCAUUAUAAAACAUUUUAAAGAAUGCUGAAAGCCUACAGAAUAUUAAUCAAAUAAAAUUUUUGUUUGAGGAACACCUGUUACUAGACCCUCUUCUUUCUUUCUUUAAAGAAGAAACUGAACCUGUGCAUUAGAAUGUUUUCUAGUCUCGUUUUUCCUUUUUUGUUCUUUAUAGCGUAUUUUUGUUUUUUAUAAAAUGAACAUUUUACGGGAUUGUGCAAAAU